Messenger RNA from Trifolium pratense (red clover), 1241 nucleotides. RefSeq names its product protein SRC2-like. The transcript has a single exon. Gene Ontology annotation, biological process: defense response. The coding region runs from base 240 to 1019 and encodes 259 amino acids. NCBI's taxonomy places the organism in Eukaryota, Viridiplantae, Streptophyta, Magnoliopsida, Fabales, Fabaceae. The record is from RefSeq and is a predicted model, not a curated record.
GAUUAUUUCUCCAUCGCCUACCAUCACUUCAGCUACUCUUUCCUAUUAAUUCACAUACCGUUUACAUUAACUAACUCAUAUUGUUUAUAAAAAAAAACUAACUCAUAUACACUAUUGCUUCUUAAACAAACACAAUAACAAAAACACGCAACUCAAUUCAUCAUAUAUAAUAUAAUUAUACUCUUCUCUUCUGCACCAAUUAUCAUAACACAGUAAUUAACGAUUUAAUUAACACCAUAAUGGAACACAAAACCUUACAUCUCAACCUCAAAUCAGCAAAAGAUCUCAAAAACGUUAACCUCUUCGUCAAAUCCGAAGUAUACGCCGUCGUUUCAAUCUCCGGUGAUCCUCUCCACAACCAGAAAGCUAAAACACCUGUCGACAGAGAAGGUGGAACUAAUCCUUCUUGGAAUUUCUCCGUUGAACUCACUUUCAAUCAAUCUCUCGCUCGCCAGAAUCGUUUGACUCUAGAAAUUAAGCUCCGUUGUUUGCGAAACCUCGCUAUCGAUAAAGAUAUCGGAAGCGUUCAAAUACCUCUCGGAGAGAUUCUUAAUGAAAUUGGUGAUGGAAAAUCAUUUCAACAUGUUAGUUAUCAAGUUAAGAAACCUUCUGGAAGACCAAAAGGUGCAUUCAAUUUUGCCUAUAAAUUCACUGCUCCGGUGAAAUCAAAGGUGGAACUUGGUUAUACUGCUCCGGCUGUGGGGUCUACUUCUGCGCCUAAUUACCCGGCCGCGUAUGUUGCUCCUCCUCAGCAAGAAUAUGCGGCCGGAUAUGGAUAUCCACAGGCGUACAGUGGAUAUCCACAAACUCAAGUGGGUUAUGGAUACCCGCUACAAAGUGGUUACGGGUAUCCUCCACCGCAACAAAACGGAUACGGUUACCCGCCACAACAGGCUAUUCCGGUUCAGAAACCUGGAAAGAGUAAUUUUGGAAUGGGAAUGGGAGCUGGAUUAAUUGGAGGAGCUUUGGGUGGACUUUUGAUUGGAGAUAUGAUAUCUGAUGAUGUAUUUGGGUUUUAAUUUUUAAUUUUAUUGUCUUUUUUCCUUUGAUUUUGGUGUAGUUUUCUUUUUCAUUUCUGGAUAUAUACAUACACGUUUGCGUAUAUGUUUCUGCAAAGUUUAGAGGCUGUUACUAGUAUUUUGGUUUGUGAUUUAUAGUUUAAAAAAACCAAAAGUUUCUUUUGUAUGUAUUUGUUCAAAGUUAAGUUAAUUAUGACAAUGCAAUGAAGAUAAAUACUUAGG